AUGGUCCAGAUCUACCGUGCGAGCAACCUGAGAACCGUGACAGAGUGCCUGACCAGCCUCAACGUAGAUGGUGACAACAUCACCACCGAACUCGCCGCUGCUUUGCAGCAUGCCAGCAUUACCGUCCCGCCUGGUCUCGCCACGGCCACGUUCUCCGUUGGGACGCCUGUUUCUAAGGACGUGGCCAUCCCCGCAGCGCGCUGGGAGGUUCGCAACGACUGGUCGCUGUGCAGCACUAAGUGCGGCGUGGGGGUGCAGACCCGCAGGGUGCAUUGCUUUCUUGGCUUCAACGAACUGUGUAACUUCAACCCUCUUCCAAACUACACCCAAGGGUCGUUCAUGCCUGACAGGAGGGGGUGCGAGAUGUACAGGUCGUGGCCUUACGACAGGACCUGCCCAUCGGGCCCAGACCCUGUCACGGGCAAAGGGCGCGCGCCGCUCGGAGGCUGCGACGGCCUCGCGGCCGACGAGCACAGGGCGGCGCUGCCGCCCCCAUGCAGGAGCCGCGAGCGCCCAGAGCCCGGCGCGGGCGCGCGCUCCUCCGCGGCGCCGCUGCUGGGCCGGAGGCGCCCGCCCGCGGCGGGGCCUGGCGAGGAGAGGGCGCGCUGCUCAAGAGGCACGCCGCGAGGGCCGGCGGCGGCACCGCGAGAGGCGCUGACGACAGCGACGCGUCCGACGCCGACGGCGAGGGCUCGGAGGCCGCGGGCGCGGGCCGCCUCCAGGCGAGCUGGGAGGAGCUCCUGCUCUGCAUCGGGGCGGCGCUGGCCGUGGUCUCGGGGGUUUACCUCAUGUUCGUGGCUGCCAGGGUGGACGCCGGGGCCGAGGAGUGCCGCCGUGGUGGCCCUCGUGCUGGCGGUCUGCGCGGCUGGGAGCGGGGUGCUGGCAGGUCGCGCGGCGGCGCUGGCGCUCCUGGACGACAAGGAUCGGGGGCCCGCGUGGGGCUGGAGGCCGGGGACGUGGCGGAGCUCUCUCGCCGACCCUCGUUGCCGCCGAAGCCGACAGCGACGAGGACGGUGGCGAGGCGAGCGAGGAGCCCAGGGCUCCAUGGAGCCCCGACCCCGGCGUGGUCGGCGCCCUGACGUGGUCGAUGCGGGGCGCGGCUGCGGCAGGCGUGCUGCUGCUCCUCGCGGAGCUGUACUGGCUCCUGCUGCAGCAGGCGCGCCCGCAGGUGUACCGCGCGACCAACCUGUUCUGCGACCUGCCCAAGCUCUUCGACCUCGGCCCCGGGUGCCGGCCGGCCGCCGCCCACCACGGCGGCGGCGCCGCCGAGAGCGGCGGCGGCGGCGGCGAGCCCGGCGGCCGCGCCUGGACGGGAUGUCUGAGGACACGGGCCUCGUCGUGCCAGCGAAGCCGCCAGCGGAGCCGCCAGCGCCAGCGCCGACGGAGCCAGCGGAGGCGGACAUGCGGCCGUGCGGCGCGCCCGCGCCCGCGCCGACCUCGGCGCAGGAAGCGGGGGGCGCCGAGCCAGGCCCGGCCGGCGUCUCGAUGCCCUUCUUCGCCCCCGGGCAGUUCCCGGCGAUGAACGUCUGGACGCUGAGGCGCAGGGAGGAGCAGCCCGACAUGCUGGCACCCGCCGGCCGGAGCACCUCCUCCUCCUCCUCCUCCUCCUCCUCCUCGGCGCCGCCGCCACAGCGGCUGCUCCGCCAGCCGCCGCGGCCCAGCGCCGGCGCGCCCGCCCGCGGCCUCGCCGCCCUGGAGGCGGCGCAGGGCUUCUACGACUCUCUCGACCCCGCAGUGGGCAUCGGGGGCACGUCCGCGGCCUGCCGCCGGCUGCGGGAGGUCUGCGCCCGCCCGCGCGGCUGGUCCGUCGACGAGGAGACCGCGUGCGUCUGCUCCGCGCACUGGGAGCCCACCAACGUCUCCGGAUCCCCCUUCGACAGCAGCGACGGCAUCCUGUCGGGGCACGCGGCGCCGCAGCGGCACGCCGAGGUGGCAGGCGGGGCUUACUGCGGGGACUGGUCGGCGGGCGCCCACGAGUCCUGGUGCUUCGUGCGCCGCGGGCAGCGCUGCGGCGGCGCGGAGGUGCACCAGUGCCUCGCCGGGGGCGGCGGCGUCCUGACCAGGUCUUGGUACGACCGAGAAGGGUACGGAAAGAACGGGUACGAAGACCGGUAG
Prorocentrum cordatum is the source of this 2115-nucleotide messenger RNA. The record is from the annotation of a GenBank genome assembly. NCBI's taxonomy places the organism in Eukaryota, Dinophyceae, Prorocentrales, Prorocentraceae.